Molecule: messenger RNA, 645 nt
Organism: Parascedosporium putredinis
Lineage: Eukaryota; Fungi; Ascomycota; Sordariomycetes; Microascales; Microascaceae
Source: the annotation of a GenBank genome assembly
AUGCUCCGCCGCCGAGGCGGAAGCCCGCACCUUUGGGCGCGCUGCAUCGGGCCUCGUAAAGUAUGCUCGAUGGGCCGUCGCCGCCUGUGGCUCCCUUUUCCGUGCCCGGAGUGCGAGGAGGAUUUCCGCCGGCGCCAGCGCACGAUGCAGGCCGAGCACGCGAGGGCGGCUGCCGAGGCCAAGUAUAACACGCGCCAGGCAUCGCGCAAGCAGGGCGAGCCGACCGAGUUCACGGAAAUGACGGAGUGGCCCCGAGGUACGUAUACGCAAGAGGGGAAUCCAGUUGGCAGCGUGCAGGGCAGCAGUGUUAGAGAGCACGGGACACAGGUGUCUGGCGAGUCUCAGGGCCGCGGCCACCAGGGGACGGAACGGCCGGUCAAGAAGUCAAAGUACCAUCCAGAACCGCUUCGGCUGCGUAAGGCGGGCCCCGGGGCACCGAAGGGUACACAGCCCGUGGCAGCAUCCAGCCAGAAGGGACCCCGUGAGGCCGAGUCGCCUCUACAAAGAAAUCUUUUGCGAGCCCUUACCAAGCCCUUGCCUCCGAGCCCGGGGUCGAAUCCGGGCCUCCUACACCACAUCAACCCCCGGCGCGCCAGCGCCAGCGACGAACAUCCGGUCGGCCACCAACUCCGGAAGGGGGUUUAG